CCUUCUACUUUUCUUCCUUCUUUCCAUCAUGAAAAUCCCGUUCUCUGUUUAGUUCUCAAAUCAGAAAUUUCCAGAAACUUUUCACUUGUUCUCUGUAACAAUUUCUUCAUUUUCAAAUCUCAAUCUCAAAAUUCAAUAUUUUCUAUACACUUUCAGUAAAUUUUGACUGAGUUGCUUCAAUUUUGUAUCCACUAGUUCCUGAAAUUUCUAUUUUCGGAAGUUUUUUCUCAGAAUUGAAAAUCUCCAUUUUUAUCAAAUUGGGUCUUUGUUUUCUUCUUCUUUUUGUUAGUAAAGUUUGUGUUUUUAUCGAUAAAGGAAAAAACUUUUCUCACAUUCUUCUUCUUCUUAAACCCCCUUUUGAUAUAAGAGUUUGAUUUCUUCCUUUAAUUUUUAGGUCAAAAAAGCUUGAAAAAAUCCUGGGUUCUGAAGGGACAAGAAGAAUAUCAUAUCAGUUCCAAUAAAGUUUCCACUUGUACAAAUUUUUACUAAUUUUUCUUGUCCUUUGAAUUUCUCCCGCCUUGUUUCUUUUACUUUUUACAGUGUCUGGAAUGAUUUUGAGUGUAAUGAGAUCUCAAAAGAAGAUAUUUGUUCAAUUUAAUGAAAAUUUUGUGUUGAAUUUUGAGAAGUUGUAGUCAUGGGUAGUGGUGGGAGAGUUGUGGAGGUUGUUAGUAGUAAAGGGUGUUCUAAAUUGAUUGUUGAUUUUUCAUCUUCAUUGAAUGCAUUGAGGAACUUGAAAUUGAUUGAAUCCAUGUCUUCUGUGCCUUCAUCGGCUGCUUCUGAAUGUGGUGGUGGUGGUGGGGUUGGUGGUCCAUUCACUGGUUUGGUCAUUUGUGUUACUGGACUAUCCAAAGAAGCGAGAAAGCAAGUUAUGAAUGCAACGGAAAAGUUGGGGGGUCAAUACAGUCCUAAUCUGCAUCCACAGUGCACUCAUCUGGUUGUUCAGAGCUUUGGUGGAUACUCGUACAAAUAUGAGCAUGCUUUGAAGCAUGGAUUGAGAAAUGGCCUAUUAGUUGUUACCUUGGGAUGGUUUGUAGACAGUGUUAGAAGGAAUGCUAGGUUGAGUGAAUCACUUUAUGCUGUUAAAAAUGUGAUCGAAAAUGUUGCGCAAUUAGACUUCAAUAGAGUAGUUGGAUCCAAUGGCAGUGAGAAAUCCUGUCUCCCUGUUGGGGUGCAUGAAGUUACAAAACAAUCCAGAUUAAGUGAGCAAUCCCAGUUACAGGGGGCUGGAAAAGAAGCUUUUAGGAGUAAAGAAUCAGUAUUUGCUGGCCAGUUCAUGUAUCUUGAUUCAGAACUUUCGGCUGAGCUGAAACGUAAGGUCAUUGAUGCAGCAACUAGGGAAGGUGCUAAGUUUGUAGAUCACUGGUUUGUUGGAUGCGGAGCAACACAUAUAGUAUGUGAAGGACCUUCAGUCCAGAAAUACUUGGGCCAUACGAAUAAUUUAGUCACUCCUCUGUGGAUCCUCAAAACAGCAAAGGAAAAAUCAUCGCAGAGACUCGUUCAAUUGUCCACUGACCUAGCUAAGCAAGUGACAGUGUUGCUAGAAGAUUUUCAAAAUGGCAUUUCUGGGCAGGAUACUGAUGGGGUUGAUGGUAUCCAACGUGAUCCCAAUUCCAGAGAGCGUCAAGCAGGUAGAAAAAGCACAGAGAGCCCAGUAGAGAGGCAACAGCUGGUUAGUUUGGCCAAAACUGGAGUUAGAAAUCGCCGAGGUCGCCGCAUGCAGAUGCAGACUUGUCAAACUCCGAUUCGUCCAAUUACACCUAGCAGCCUUUUAGAUUCAAUCUGCUGGUCUAUAUCAGAGCCAACUUCAUCUGCUUGUAUCUACACGGACUCUUCUGGAACAGAGGAUUCUAAUGAACAACACACAUCCAUGUUCUUUGAUGCAAGAGCAGACGGAAAGGAAUCAGAAACUACAUUUGAGCAUUUUUCUCGUCCUCUAAGAGAAAGUGAGAAAUCAGAGUUGGUAUUCAAGAGUCAUUUUCUUACCAUAUUGUUCCCAAUUGAUCGGUUUGGGGAGAUGGGGCCUUCUUCUAGAACAUUUUUCAGCGAUAAAGGUUUUGCGUGUUUGCAAGUGUUGGAUCAUGUUUAUGCAUUUUAUCAGGAAAAUUUGUCACAGAAUGAAGUAAAUGCUGCUAUUCACACUGAUUCUAGACACGCAGACAAGCUCCGAUCAAUUUAUGCCAGCCAAGAAUCUUUCAAGAACGGUAUUGUGCAAUUCAAACGUAUUGAUUUCUUAGGAAGUAGACGAAGCUUUGAAAUGCUUAAACGUGUUGGGGGAGAUAAUAAUAGUAACGUUUAUGAGCUGUUGAUUAGAGCAUGAAACUCUUAAUCUUUUCCUUCCGAAACAAAUCACUUUCUCCCCAUGGUGGGUCUGGUUAAGAACCCAUCACGUGCAGAAAAACAACCAUGUCGACAAGUUUACAGUGUAGGGUUUCGAAGCCCGAAGUAGUUAUAAAGUGUAAGGCAGGGCUUAAGUUGAAUACAGUAAGUAUAAAUACCACUCUACAGAAUAAGUAAAUAAGAAAAAAACAGAAAGAAUGAAACAGAAGGAAAUAUACAUUUCGGGUUUCCUUGGAACUUCUUCCUAUACUGUAAAUUUUGAUCUUCUACAAUAUAGAAACCAUGUAACAAAUUUAUAUUGCCUUCUACUUACUACUUAUAUACGUCUCCCUAUCUUCUAUCCAUUGACUGUAAUUUUAUUC
Molecule: messenger RNA, 2699 nt
Organism: Papaver somniferum (opium poppy)
Lineage: Eukaryota; Viridiplantae; Streptophyta; Magnoliopsida; Ranunculales; Papaveraceae
Exons: 10
Coding region: 635-2317 (560 amino acids)
Source: RefSeq, a predicted model, not a curated record